Molecule: messenger RNA, 4351 nt
Organism: Melozone crissalis (California towhee)
Lineage: Eukaryota; Metazoa; Chordata; Aves; Passeriformes; Passerellidae
Gene: LARP4
Product: La ribonucleoprotein 4
Biological process (GO): positive regulation of translation
Cellular component (GO): cytosol; cytoplasmic stress granule
Molecular function (GO): mRNA 3'-UTR binding
Source: RefSeq, a predicted model, not a curated record
UCCCGAUCGCCGCUCCGGGCACCGGGGAGCGCGGGCCCGCCGGCCGCGGCGGCACGAUGCUGCUGUUCGUGGAGCAGGUAACAUCGAAAGGUGCUGGCUUGAACCCCAACGCAAAAGUGUGGCAAGAGGUGCCCCAGGGCAGUGCUGAGGCCGUGCCCCCCACCAAUGGCACAGAGCACACGUGGCAGGAGACAGCAGCAGCCCAGGGGACUCCAGCUGAGGGUAACAUAGAGAUCUCAGAGGACAGCUGCAAGCAGUAUGAAGUGAUGUAUUCCCCGUCCUGUGAAGCCACAAGGAAUGGCACAGGAGUUGAUGAGGCGUCAGCAAAUGGAAUUGUCCUGGCCACUGAAGAUCUGGGAUACCAAAUCUAUGAAGUGUCUGGUGAUGGCAGCUCCACUGCGUCCACAGAAGACAUUAGAGAAUGUUUGAGAAAACAGCUUGAAUUCUGCUUCUCUCGAGAGAAUCUUUCAAAGGAUCUCUACUUGAUGUCUCAGAUGGACAGUGAUCAGUUUGUUCCAAUAUGGACAAUUGCCAACAUGGAAGGGAUUAAGAAGCUGACAACGGACAUGGACCUUAUUCUUGAAGUUUUGAGAUCUUCUCCUAUGGUACAAGUGGAUGAAAGGGGGGAGAAAGUCAGACCAAACCACAAACGAUGCAUUAUCAUUCUCCGUGAGAUCCCUGAAACUACACCUAUAGAGGAGGUGAAGGCUCUUUUCAAGAAUGAGAACUGCCCCAAGGUGAUAAGCUGUGAGUUUGCUCACAACAACAACUGGUACGUUACAUUCCAGUCCGACACCGACGCCCAGCAGGCAUUCAAAUACUUAAGGGAAGAAGUGAAAACCUUUCAGGGCAAGCCAGUAAUGGCCAGGAUAAAAGCCAUCAACACGUUUUUUGCUAAGAAUGGUUACCGGGUGGUGGAUUCCAGUGUGUAUCCCCAGCCCGUGCAGACCCAAGCCCAGUUUGCCUCCCCCCUGUUUAUGCAGCCUGUAUAUAGCCCUCAGCAGUACUCCAUUUACAGCAUCGUGCCUCAGACGUGGUCUCCAAAUCCUGCACCUUACUUUGAGACACCACUGGCCCCGUUUCCCAACGGCGGAUUUGUGAAUGGCUUUAAUACACCAGGAUCAUAUAAAACAAAUGCUGCUUCUCUGAGUAUAGGUCGCCCAUUCCACAGGAAUCGGGUCAAGCCCCAUUUCCGCUCGUCCAGCAGCUCGGAGCACCCGGAGGGGCCGCCCGGCGCCGGGGCCCUGCCCAUGGGGGACCUGAGCAGAACCAGCUCCAGGAAUUUUGUCAUGGAGCGCCACAACAGCUCAUUAACGGGGCACCAAGACCAAGGGUAUUCCCAAAAGGAUUCUCCCACGGCACAGCUGGAGCAGAACGGCGAUUACGGCGUCGGCAGGGGCAGGAGGAACGUGUUCCGAGGUCGCAGGAGACGGGAGGACGACCGGGUUUCAAGACCUCAGCCUUCAGCAGAAACAAAGACUCAGACACCAAAGUUUGACUUGCUUGCAUCCAAUUUCCCACCUCUGCCUGGCAGCACAGCAAAAAUCCUGGGAGAGCCUGUGCUGGAGAGCAGGAUGUCCGACAUUGUUAAAGGAGUCUGCAAAGAGAAGGAAAGCAAAGACUCCCUGUGCCCCUGCCCUGCUCCUGCUCCUGCUCCAGAAGAACAAACGCCCAGCACUGCCCAACCGCCCGUGCCCAGCGUGAGCUCCCCGAGCCAGACUGAGCCUGUGGUGCUGAGCAUGGUUCAGCCAGAGAGCAAACCAGAAGAAGUGUCUGCUCCUAAGGACGUGGCCAGCCCGGCUUCUCCGCCGGCAUCCGUCUGUCCCAUCAGUGCUGCAAAGCCACCGAGGACUGACACCUCCUCACCUUCUGCUCAAGCAAGUGCAGCUCCAGCUCUGUCAACACAGGAGCCUCGCAAGCUCAGCUACGCCGAAGUUUGCCAGAAGCCCCCCAAGGAGCCCCCUCCGGUCCCCGUGCAGCCUCUGAGGGAGCACCGCACCAACAUCGUGGCCCCUGCCAAAAGCGAAGAGAACGGUACGGCGGAGAAGGCUCCGGAGAAGGCUCCUCACGAGAGGCCCGAGGGGAGAAUGAAGGAUUUCUGCGGCUUCCGCGGCAGCGGAGCUCCCAGGGGAGCUGGCCAAAAUCAGGGAACAGAGGCGCCAGUUUGGACGCAGAUCUUCGCCUCAGGGAGCGCCGCGCCGCGCGGGCAAGGAGCAGUUCGUGCCACCCCGGUCACCAAAGUAACGCUGGGCCAGCCAAUGUCUCUGUUUCACUUGAGCUGUGGACUAAAGAGCAGCAGAGAGACUGAGGAGGAGGGAAGGAUUCGGGAAGGGGAGUAUUGAACUGGAGCGUGGCUUGUGUGGAGAAGUUGUGGAGAGUCCCAAAAUUCAUCUCUAAAAGUGAUUUCACAAAUGCUGGAGGAUUCCAAUCACUAUAAAUAUAGAGAUUAUAAUUUUUGUAUUUUUGUUUUUAAUUUGCAGAGGGUUUCCUGCUUGAAAUCAGCUUUGGGAUUGUGAAAGUAGCGUUUUGACAAAGUGAAAGGAUAUGAGUUGACAAAUUAACCUGUCCCUCGGUGUAGGAGGAGAAGGAUAAGAGAAUAUUAUUUUUGGAAAAUGAGCAUUUCUGUAAAAUUAGAACUUUUUUUAACCUAUUUAACGUUUGGCUUGUGGGCUGGUGUGUCUGCCAUGGAUGGCCUGGCAUUGCAGAGGCCUCUGCAGCAGCAUGAGCGGAGCGAGUGCAGCCAGACCUGUUGUCAUCACUUAGUCACUGAUGAUGAAAACUGAAUGUACUACUGUAGUGUAACCCAUGUGUUUCCAGCUUGAAGUAGAGUCUCUUGACCUUACUAAUAUUUCAUUCAGCAAGCUUUUUAAGGUGUAAGUUUUGCAGGAUACUGGAUUGUAGAUGAGAGUGUGUGGACAGCAGAAAUUGUCUCGUAGACGCAGUGGAAGGAGGCAAAGGGAGCAUGUGAGAAUCUUUAUUAUGCCCUUUUUCCUCGCCUCCUUUUGAGGGCAACUCCUUAGGUUUGGGGUUUUGUUUGUUUGCUUUUUCCCUCUCUUGUUACUUUCUCUAAUUUCUUUAUUACAGACUUUAGUGCAUUUUUCUUGGUGUGUUUUCCUGAGGCAGCCCCAGGGUAGGAUGGGCAGGUGGUGUUACCUGCACAGGUAAGGAGCCUGGAAUUCCAGCUGCAGAUGCUGAAUUCUGCCUUGCAGGUGGGAACUCUGGGCACUCGCUGUCAUCUCUGGAUGACUGGGCAGCAAACCAGAGCUGUGGCUGGGUUUUCUCUGUGCUGACUCUGGAAUAGGCUGUUGGCUGCUGUAUUGCCAGAAAUCAGGGUUUAGGCUCCUGGGAACUCGUUGUUUACAGCUGAUGUCAUAGCAACUGACUCUUUUUAACUGUUUAAAGUGGAGCUAAAGAUGCAGAGUUAAGGAAAUCCCCUCUGGAGCAGUGGCUCCUUGCCAGCUGUGUGCUGACUGAAUUUGCAACACUAUUGUGCAGUAAGUGGUUAAGUUUCAGGGUGAUUAAUGACCGAAAUAGGAACAUUCAGCGCAUUAAUCUGCCAAAAUCAGCAUACCAGGGUUCAAAGUUCUGUAUAAAGCGUUAGGGAAAAGUAGCUUCCAGCAGUAAGAAUCACAUCUUUAUUUUUUCCUCCUUUUUUUUUUUAGUGAAUAGCAAGUGUACAAAUUUAAAGUUGUAAGUUGUGAACACUGGAAAACUCAAUUGUGAUAUAUUCCGUAACCAUCUUAGUAAUAUAUGCUCGUGUUGCCAUAGAAUGAAUGUAAGUGGCAGUUAAAAUAACUGUGAAAUUUUUCAUCUUCUGAUUUCUUAGCCAGAUAACCCUUGGCGACUUGGGCCUCAGUAGGAAUUCUCUAUCAACUGCUUGGAGAACACUCAUAUCUAUUUUUAUAAAUAUAUAUAUAAAGCCAGAGUUGUCAUUUCUCUAACUUAUUAUUCAGCUUGGCAAUUGCUUUGAGUUGAUUCAUAACACGAUAUAAUGUAUUUAUGCAGUUAACUGUUCAUUUCUAGGCAUGUUACAAAAGAGAGAGUCAGAGAAUCACCGAAUGGGCUGACUUGGAAGGGACCCAUCAGGAUCAUGGAGUCCCAACUCCUGACCCUGCCCAGACACCCCAAAAUCCCACCCUGUGCCUGAGAGCAUUGUCUGGAUGCUUUUGAGAUCAGACAGGCUUGGAGCUGUGACCCCCUUCACCUGGGGAGCCUCUUCAGUGCCCCACACCCCUCUGGAAAAGGAUUUUUUCCUGAUUUCCCACCUCAACCUUCCCCAACUCAGCUUCCUGCCAUUUCCUCGGGUCCUGAAGUAUGUAUACAUAUAUAUAUUUGUGUAUAUAUAUAUAUA